Lachancea sp. 'fantastica' is the source of this 870-nucleotide messenger RNA. Lineage: Eukaryota; Fungi; Ascomycota; Saccharomycetes; Saccharomycetales; Saccharomycetaceae. The record is from the annotation of a GenBank genome assembly.
AUGGCCGAAGCUACAAAAAUUGCUCUGGUGACCGGUGCGUCGUCCGGGAUUGGUUACGAACUCACCAGACAAUUGGCUGGAAAGGGCUACAAGGUUUAUGCUGCUGCAAGACGUGUGAACCGUAUUGCACCUUUGGAAAAAGAGUUUCCAGGACUGGUCACAGCUCUGGAGCUGGAUGUUGCAGACCAUUCCCAGAUUCUGGCCCUCAAAGACCGUUUUCAAUUAGAACUACCUUCCCAGAAAUUGGACAUCCUGUACAACAAUGCUGGACAGAGUUGCACCUUUCCAGCAACCGACGUGACCAACGAUAUUUUAGAACAAGCCUUCAGAGUCAACGUUUUUGGGCCCAUCAAUCUAUGUCGCGAGUUACUACCUUUUGUGAUUAACGCUCGCGGAACAGUGCUUUUCACAGGUUCGAUUGCUGGUUUACUAUGUUUCCCGUUCGGAUCCGUCUACAGUGCCACGAAGGGAGCUAUCCAAAGCUAUGCGAAGGGGUUGCAUGUUGAAAUGAAGCCAUUUGGCGUUAGGGUCAUCAAUGUAGUCACAGGAGGCGUGUUAACGGAUAUCGCUGACAGUCGGCCCUUGCCCGAAGACUCGAUUUACAAUAUCCCAGAAGCUGCAGAUGCUUUAGAGGCUCGUAGAUCCAUUGCAAAAAGUAAUCGUCCCGAGAGUGUAUCCAAGUACGUGGCUGAAGUACUCAGAGACAUUGAUAGUUCAAAAGAUCCCAUCGAGGUGUACCACGGUUCAUAUGCAAGUAUCGUCCAGUACUUCACACGCUAUAUUCCUUAUUGGAUCGUGGAAUUCAUGUUAGAACGCAAAUUCAAGCUGGCCGGCAUGAAAGAAGCGCUGGCCAAAUCCAAGCGCGAGUGA